AUGGCUCUGAGGAAGGCAGCGCGACCGCGCUCUGCAUCAGGAAAGCUAGAAACAUUCCCCCGCGGCAGCAUUCUGAAUGAGCUAAGAGAGUCGACGGCCAAAACCGAGGCUUCAUUUCGACGUGCCCAGACUUCGCUAGGAGGCUCCAGAUUGCAAGCUGUCUCUCCAGUUUCCCUCAGGAGCUUUUCGGAAGAAGCACGAGAAGAAAGCUCUUGGCUUCCAGAAUGGCUGGUGAAAGAGUUACUGAAAGGGCAGCAGAGGAGUCACUCAAUAGGACUCCUGGAGAAUAUAUUGGAGCAUGAAGGUUUUCGGCGACACAUUGACUCUGCCAAGAGUCUGAGGAAAGGAAAGAUUGAACAACAAGUAACCCUUGAACAACUUCAGAAACUAAAUACAGCUUUUCAGGAGUUAGAAAAGAAUGGAUGUAAAUCACUGGAUAUCGAGAAAUUCAAGCAGGUAGUGAAGAAGUGUAUGGCACCACAUAAAACAAGUGAUGAACAAAUACAAAAACUUUUCAUGAAAAUAGACUAUGCUGCAACUGGAAGAAUUCAGUGGGAUGAGUUCUGCACACACAUGCAGCUAGAAUAUGCAGAACAAGAUAUGUCAUCUGCCCGAUUAAAGGAGCUGACAUUCUCGCUUCCUGCUGUGAUAGAAGAAUGCUCUCAUGGAGAGCCUGUGCUACGCAUUUGUUCUCUGUUUGACAACACCUUAGUAAUGACCCAAGAAGAUGGAGUUAUUUCCUUCUGGUCUCCACAACUAAAGCUGAAACGAAGCAAGAUGGUUUUUGAAAAACCUGUCAACAAAAAAUCUAAGUGGGCGACAGAUUUCACUGUCAUGACACAUUACAACAAACUCAUCCUGGGAACUGGGGAUCGUGAAAUCCAGUUGUAUGAGAUGUCCAACUUCGAACCGUACUGCCAGAUCAGUGGUUUGGAAGUGAUCCCUUUAAAACUGGACUAUUGUUGCACCGAUCCUGACGAGUGCAUGAUUCUAUAUGGUGAUGACCAGGGAUGUGUGAAUAUCUUGCUUUUGUCUUCUGUGGGGGAACUCCUACGAACGUGGAAGAAACUGCCAAAAGCUGAAAACCUGCCUAGUAUUGGCAUUGAGAAUGCUGUUCUUUCUCCAAAUGUGACGUACAUUCGUUGGAAAGUGCAUGGGGACUGGGUUACACAGCUGCACUACUAUGAUUCCAUUAAAGCAGUGAUUUCUACCUCCAACCAUGAACCUACAGCUUUAGUAAUAGGGUGUACUGUUGGUGCUACUAAUGUUGAGCAGCAGAUGAAAAAAAUAAAGGACUGUGGGAAAGAUUCAAAAGCAAGAAAAGGGCCGGGGAUACCUAGAAUCCCUCCAAAGAGAGCUGAGGGAGAUCAGACUGUGUUUCAAGUCUACAAAGGAGUAAAAACAUUUGCAUUCUGUAAAAAAAACAACCUCAUAGUGACAGGCGGAAUGGAUCGAAUCAUCCGGAUGUGGAACCCUUACAUGUCUGGCCGACCAACAGGCAUGCUCAGAAGCCACACAGCGCCAGUCUGUUACCUCUCCAUAUCUGCAGAAGAUGCGAAAAUAUUUUCCAUAUCCACAGACAACACCAUUAAGGUCUCACUAUAUACAAUUUGGGAUAUUGUGGACCAGACCUGUUUAUUUACAGCUUGUUCAAAAACCAGUGGAAUUAAGGGAGAGCUCGCUGCUUGCCACUACACCCCAGGCACCAGAUCACUUUGUAUUGCUGCGGAUACACUUGCACUUCUUCAUCUAAGAUUAAGGCCUCCUCCAGAGCCCCACUUGAUCGUGUCUCAUAAGGAGCCAGUUCUGUGCUGCAGAUACAACAAAGAGUUCAGGCACGUGGUGAGCUGCUCAGAGGGAUCUGUGGUUAAAGUGUGGGAUUUUGAAACAGGAAAGCAUUUAUUUGAGUUUAGUGGUGCUCAUGGAGGUGCUGCAAUAACCUGUUUGACCUUUGAUGUCAGUGGAAGAAGGUUAAUUACAGGAGGAAGAGAUGGAUGCUUGAAAAUAUGGAAUUACAACAAUGGACAUUGUUUGAAUACUUUGAAAAGGGAAGACAAAUGUGCUGAAGUCUGUGACUGCACCUACGUGGAGGUGAACAGAAGCAGGUAUAUCAUAGCUGUUGGAUGGGAUAGAAGAAUAAGCAUGUAUUUUGACUCUGCAGACGACCUUCAUCACUUUCAGAAACCUCAGCCCUAUUGGCAGGAUGAUAUAAGCAGUGGCCACAAGGAGGAUAUUCUGUGUAUUGCUCUGUGUCCACCUACUCUUCUUGCCACCUCCAGUUAUGAUGGUGAAAUUAUCGUUUGGAAUAUGAUCUCAGGACACAUAUACCGCAAACUUCACACAUCUUUUCCCACUCACUGUGCUGGCACAGAAGCUGUAGACACAAGUAUUACUCAACUCGUAUUUCUGAGGACUCGCGCAGUGAAAUUUGAAUCAACAGCAGCCUCUCUUAUUUCCAAUGGGCCUCAAGGUUCUGUCAACUUCUGGAGUCUGUUCAGUGGAAUCCCCCUUACAGCAAGCUUCAUACCUUCUAGAGUGAAAUCCCACAUCAGCAGUAUUGCUGUCACUGCGGACGAUUCCUUUAUUUAUGCAGCAGACGAUGUUGGAUAUGUGUAUGUCUACAGCAUCAAGGACUAUGCCCUUCAGGACCCAGAGCGAGAACCACCAAAAUAUGUGAAUCAUUGGAGAGCUCAUGUAAAUGUAGUUGUAUCAGUAGAGGUGGUUGAUGAAGAAAAAGUCCUGCUUUCCUCUUCUAUUGAUUGUACCGUUCGUCUGUGGAGUCUGGAUGGAGAGUACAUUGGGACUUUUGGGCAGGCAGAACCAUGGGAAAUUUUCACACCUGCCUCCUGGAAACAUCCCAGGGUUCCCUAUGAAAUCUUGAUAGACCCACAAAGCAUGCCAAUUCACCCCAUGCUAGAAGGAGAGCCACCUGUCUUACAACUCAUAAACACAGAGCCACGUAAUGUAACUCUGGAAAACUCCUUAUCUAAGCAUGAAGUGAGUUAUAAUCCCAAACUUCCCCAAGUCACCAAUCCUGACCUGGAUAUCAAAGAGGAAAUCAACCAGCGGUCUUAUGCACAAGCUUUGGGUAAAAGAUUGAAGCAGGAGCAUUACAAGAAGAUAAAGAGACCACUUGCUCCUGGGGGACAGAGUACAUAUCACAUAAUCAACAGCUAUGAAGUUGUCAUUGAAAAGCCUGAUUUGUCUGUUCUUGGCACAGACUACUUUUAUGAAGAAUCAUUAGGGGAAAAUUAG
This is a messenger RNA of Emys orbicularis (European pond turtle), 3255 nucleotides long. Its product is annotated as WD repeat-containing protein 64-like. The coding region runs from base 1 to 3255 and encodes 1084 amino acids. Gene Ontology annotation, molecular function: protein binding; calcium ion binding. The record is from RefSeq and is a predicted model, not a curated record. The transcript is spliced from 30 exons. Lineage: Eukaryota; Metazoa; Chordata; Testudines; Emydidae.